Messenger RNA from Odontomachus brunneus, 2629 nucleotides. Its product is annotated as synaptic vesicle glycoprotein 2B-like. Gene Ontology annotation, biological process: transmembrane transport. NCBI's taxonomy places the organism in Eukaryota, Metazoa, Arthropoda, Insecta, Hymenoptera, Formicidae. The transcript has 14 exons. Bases 788 to 2410 code for a protein of 540 amino acids. Gene Ontology annotation, cellular component: membrane. The record is from RefSeq and is a predicted model, not a curated record. Gene Ontology annotation, molecular function: transmembrane transporter activity.
GACUGUAUCUGUAAUCGCGAUAAGUGGCACGCGGAGGAAGUCGCGUCGCGCCGCGUCGCGCCCGCGAAUUGAUCAACGCUCGUUUCUCGCGCACAGAUUCCAUCCGAGUUUCAUCCUGGUCAUCUGCAUCUCCUUCCGACUCUUGCCGCGAGUUUUUCCUCGAUUCCUCACUCCGCUUCCACGAGUGCUCUCCAUUUUGGCUUUAAUACGAAGCUAUUUCCCCUUCGCGCGCGCGCGCCCGCGAUAGAAAUUUUCUCUCCUCUCCCAUCGUCGUGAUAAACAGAAUCGUGAAGUUCCACGUCCCAUCUACUGGAGCUCGGUGCAAAGCAUGUGAUGUUUUUAAUCACGAACUUUCAGUAUUACUGACAGCACCCUUGACAGGUUACAGAGCGGCUGCGAACGGGAAGCUGGCCAGAGUUCGCUUGCGCUUCUGUAGAGUCCGAUCAAACCGCGUUCGCGUAGAAUCGACGGCGAAGUUGCGAAUCGCGCCGAGGAAAGGAAACGCAUAUCUGAAUCAUCGGUGCGCGAGUUUCACCUGCUCCUCUGCCUUCACGACGACAGAAAUCUUUCUGGACAAUCUGUACGUGGCGCGACUCAUUUUUUCCUUACUUAGAGAAUUCAACGAACGAGUGAGCGAGCGAACGACACUCGGCCGAACGAGAUCGCCAGCGAGGUUGAGCGCCGGCGACGACGUCGACGACGACGACGGGCUUCUAUUUUGAGUGCUGGGAAGAGCGGGACUACAUCACGUCGAGCGCAGUCGUCUCUUCAGCUCGCCGUGUCGGAUAUGCUCGCGAGUGACCGGGACAAUGACAAGAUCGCCACGAUAACCGGCAAUGCUAACGUUCACGAACCGGCUGACUUCGACAAAGCCAUCUCCGCGAUCGGCUAUGGAUUGUUCAACGUGCUGCUGCUGCUCGCCGCGCUACCAAUCGCGUGGACCGCUACUUUCGACACCACUUCCGGUGCGUUCAUCUUGGCGUCGGCCGAGUGCGAGCUCGAGCUCACGUUCUUCCGGAAAGGCGUCCUCGUCGCGAUUCCUUACGUAGCUAUAACAACGACUGCAUUCAUAUGGGACUACAUAACGCCCUACGUCGGUAUGAGAACGCUUUUCAUUCUCGCAUUAUUAGGCGACUCGAUCCUCAACAUCUUGAGCAGCAGUGUACGAUCCUACUAUGUAUUCCUACUAGUAAAAUUCGUCAGCGGUAUUCUCGCGGGCGGCCCGUUGGCGAUGGUGAUGACGUACCUGACGGAAUUUCAUUCGGCGAGGUACAAGCCGCGCUUCGCCACGUGGACAGGAUUCCUCUUCGCCGUGGCGAACAUCGUGCCGGCAGCGUUGGGCUUUAUGAUACUGCCGUUGGAUUGGCACAUCGACAUCUUCGGGCGAGGCUACGACUCCUGGCGUAUAUACCUGCUGAUCUGCUCGAUACCUCCCGUCAUCGGCCUCGUGACGUCGGCCAUGUUACCGGACAGCCCUAAGUACCUCAUGUCGAUCGGCAGGUCGGACGCCGCCUUGAGGUUAUUCAGGCGGAUGUACCGCAUGAAUACUGGACAGCUCCCGGAAACGUUCCCGAUAAAAGCGCUGCUCGUGCCGCAAAGGACGAAAUUGACGCGUCCCGUGCUCGAGGCGAGUCUCGAGAGGAUGCGCGUCUCGUUGUACAACACGAAGCUACUAAUGUCGACGCCCUACCUGCCCGCCUUCUGCUUCGUAAGUUUCCUCCAAUUUGGAAGUAUGCUCGGAUUUCACACGAUGAGGCUGUGGGUGCCACACAUGUUCAUCAUCCUCAACAACUUCGACGCGGAUAACUGGACGCCGGACACGAGGCAGCCGACCAUGUGCGAGAUGCUGGACCGGCGCGCGGCUUUACCGGGUCGACGUUACCUGAACUGCUCGAACUUCGACGAAGCGUGCUUCGAGUGGACGAUCAAUCCCGUGAUUUAUCAAAAUUCCACUAUUAUCGCGACAUCGGCAGUCGUGUUCUCGUUCCUCGCUGGAUUUAUAAUGAACACCAAGCUUCGCAAGCAAAUCAUAAUGCUCACGGCCUUCCUGAUAUCGGUGGCAAGCAGUUUCGGAAUAAAUUGGGCGCAGUCUCCGCCGUACAUGCUGACGCUGGCGGCGGCGGUUAUCGUGACGACAAGAAUAGCGGGUAAUGUCGUUACCGCGGUGAAUGUCGACGUUAUUCCCGUCCCAUUAAGGGCAACCAGCAGCAGCGUCCUCGCGACGAUUGGGAAUAUCGCCGCUAUUGUGGGGAAUUUGAUUUUUUCCGCACUCUUGGGCAUCGAGUGCAUCGUCGCUUUUACCGGGCUCGGCUGUCUCUUCACCGUAUGCUUCUGUCUAUCGCUAUUCUUCCCGCAACCCGUGAAGGACUCGCCGAAGAAACUCGCACAAGCUAGCACGUCGAAAGUUUAAGAGGGAAGCGCUGGGAAUCGGAGUGUGCGCUUAGGAUUGUAAAAAUUUAAUUAAGCGAAUAGCUGCUCGAUAACGCUCUCGCGGUUGGGCUGUGAUACUUUUCUAAAGGAGCUUACGCCGUCAUAGGAAAACAUGUAACACGAGAUUCAGUGGUAAAUAAAAGUACACGCCUCUGCAUCCUCACGACGAGGAAGUGGACGUGAUAUAAUUUUUAUAGAA